CGCGCGCGCGCGUGGCUCUACGGAAGCCGGGCCGGCGCGCUCGUGUCCCCGCGGCGGCUGAGGCGGCGGCCCCGGCCUGAGGGGCUGGGGGGGUCCCGGCGGUCCGGGCGGAGCGGGGAGCGGGAUGGCGGCACCGUGAGGAGCUCGCACGCUCCGCACGGCCUGGAUGCCCGCGGGCGGCAGGACGCUGUCACACGCCGCCCGCGCUCUCGGCAGCGGCGCGGCUCUGCGCUGCCCUCACGCCCCGCUCCCCUCGCCCAGGCCGCUCUCCCGCCCCGCCGCGGCCCGCCCCGCGUGCUGCUGGCAGCUGCCGGUCCGUGCGGCGUCCCCGCAGCAGCGCGGGGCUGCCGCGUUCGCCGUGUCGCUGCUGCUGGGCAGCUGGCUGCGCUCGGCCGCGGGCAUGGCGGAGCAGCGGUACUGCGUGGACUACGCCAAGCGCGGCACCGCGGGGUGCAAGAAGUGCAAGGAGAAGAUCGUGAAGGGCAUGGUGCGCAUCGGGAAGAUUGUUCCCAAUCCUUUCACCGAGUCCGGCGGGGACAUGAAGGAGUGGUACCAUGUCAAGUGCAUCUUUGAGAAGCUGGACAAGGCCCGGGCCACCACCAAGAAAAUCGAGGACAUCACAGAUUUGGAGGGGUGGGAAGAGCUGCAGGAUGAGGAGAAAGAAACAAUCAACAAGUACAUCUCAGAAGCCAAUUCCAAGACUGGAGGUACCCCGAAGAAAAAGGUGAUAGUGCAGGCAAAACUGACUCCCACAGGACAGCUGACCACAAAAGAUCCACCAAAGAAAUUCUCUGGAUUCUCUGCCAAGCCCAGGACUGCCGAGGAGGCCCCUGCAGGUGCCCCGCGGCCCAGCCUGUCUGCAGCCAGGUGUGACCCCGGGCACAAGGACUGCCUGCUGCGCGAGUUCCGCAAGCUCUGCGCCAUGGUGGCCGACAAGCCCAGCUACAACGUGAAAACUCAGAUCAUCCAGGACUUCCUCAGGAAGGGCUCUGCAGGAGAUGGUUUUCAUGGUGAUGUAUAUCUGACCAUUAAGUUGCUGUUACCAGGUGUCAUUAAAAUAGUUUACAACUUGAAUGAUAAGCAGAUUGUAAAGCUGUUCAGCAGGAUUUUUAACUGCAACCAGGAAGAAAUGGUCCGGGACCUGGAGCAGGGAGAUGUUUCUGAGACCAUCCGGAUCUUCUUCGAGCAGAGCAAGACCUGUCCUCCAGCACCCAAGAGCCUGCUGACCAUCCAGGAGGUCGAUGAGUUCCUCAUCCAGCUGUCCAAGCUCACCAAGGAGGAUGACCAGCAGAGUGUCCUGCAGCAGAUCAGCCGCAGGUGUACGGGCAACGACCUGAAGUGCAUCAUCAGGCUGAUUAAGCAUGACUUGAAAAUGAAUGCUGGAGCCAAGCAUGUGUUGGAUGCUCUGGAUCCCAACGCCUACGAGGCGUUCAAGGCCUCGCGGAACCUGCAGGACGUGGUGGAGCGCGUGCUGCAGAACCAGCAGGAGGCUGAGAAGGUGCCAGGGCUCAAGAGGACCCUGAGUGUGCAGGCCUCGCUUAUGACCCCCGUGCAGCCCAUGCUGGCUGAGGCCUGCAAGUCCAUCGAGUACGCCAUGAAGAAGUGUCCCAACGGCAUGUACGCCGAGAUCAAGUACGACGGCGAGCGCGUGCAGGUGCACAAGAACGGCGACCACUUCAGCUACUUCAGCAGGAGCCUCAAGCCUGUGCUGCCCCACAAAGUAGCCCAUUUUAAGGAUUUCAUCCCCCAGGCUUUCCCUGGUGGGCAAAGUAUGAUUCUGGAUUCAGAAGUUCUCCUGAUUGACAAUAAAACUGGCAAGCCACUUCCUUUUGGGACUCUUGGUGUGCACAAGAAAGCUGCUUUCCAGGAUGCCAACGUUUGCCUCUUUGUGUUUGACUGCAUCUACUUCAAUGACAUCAGCCUGAUGGACAGGCCCCUGUGUGAACGGCGCAAGUUCCUCCACGACAACAUGGUGGAGAUCCCCAACAGGAUCCUGUUCUCAGAGAUGAAACAUGUCACAAAAGCUUCAGAUCUGGCAGACAUGAUCACCCGGGUCAUCCGCGAGGGGCUGGAAGGGCUGGUGCUGAAGGAUAUCAAGGGUAAUUAUGAGCCAGGGAAACGCCACUGGCUGAAGGUGAAGAAGGAUUAUCUCAACGAGGGGGCAAUGGCUGACACUGCUGACCUGGUGGUGCUGGGGGCUUUCUAUGGACAAGGCAGUAAAGGUGGGAUGAUGUCCAUCUUCCUCAUGGGCUGCUACGACCCCAAGACUGAGAAGUGGUGCACAGUGACCAAGUGCUCUGGUGGCCACGAUGACGCCACUCUGGCACGUCUGCAGACAGAGCUGGACAUGGUGAAGAUCAGCAAGGAUCCUAGUAAAAUUCCAAGGUGGCUAAAAAUUAACAAAAUCUACUACCCAGACUUCAUUGUCCCAGAUCCAAAGAAAGCCCCGGUGUGGGAGAUCACGGGGGCCGAGUUCUCCAAGGCCGAGGCGCACACCGCGGACGGGAUCUCCAUCCGCUUCCCGCGCUGCACGCGCAUCCGCGACGACAAGGACUGGCAGACAGCCACCAACCUGCAGCAGCUCAAGGAGCUGUACCAGCUCUCCAAGGAGAAGGCUGAUUUCAGUGUUACAGCUGGGGAGGAAGAUGAGUCCACAGCUGGCAGCAGUGGAGAGAACGAUGGGAAUUCCAGGUCUUCCACACCUCACAGCAGUAUUAAGAGUCCCCCAAGCAAGUCACCUGCAAAAGCCCAGAAGGCAGAAGACAGCAAAGGAGUCACUGGAUCCCCUGAAAAAUCCGAGGAGAAACGAGGGGAGAAGAGAAAAGCAUCUGAGAUGGAGGACAACGGGAAGAAGCUGCCACUGCUGGACAUUUUCACGGGGGUGAGGCUCUACCUGGCUCCCUCUGUGAAGGACUUUGAGCGGAUCCGCCGCUACUUCAUCGCCUUCGACGGGGACCUGGUGGCAGAGCUGGACACGGCCUCGGCCACCCACGUGCUUGGGGACACUGCUGAGCACCCCGGGGCGCAGCGGGUGACCCCCAGGUGGAUCUGGGAGUGCAUCCGGAAGCGCAGGCUGGUGGCACCGUGCUAGCACAGGGGCAGUGCUGGCACACAGCAGCUGGGGACAGGGAGGUGGCGGAAGGGAGAUGCCAUGCAGGGGUGGGUAGGCUGGAAGUGCCCUCAGAAGUAGUUACAGAGAUCCAGAGCAGCCCUGUGGAGUGAAUUUAAAAAGUUCUCUGAUGAAAUGUCACUGCUGAAUCCCAUUUUCCUGCCCACACCGUAGACCACCAUCCUUAUCCAGGUGCUGGAUUAGUCUCCUUGGGUUUUUAAAGUUUGGGUAUUUUUAUAGAUAAAUAAAACUGAAGCAGCUUCUCCUUUGCUGUCAGGACUUAAUUUCCAAAGGUUCUUCUCUUCCUGUUCAGGAGAGCAGAGCAGCAGCUCCAUGGGACUCUUGGCUGUGGUGCCAAGGUCAUUUGUGUCGUCAGGUAAUUUUUUUCCACCUCCACCUCUUCUGUACCCCUCCCACCAAGAGCAUUCCACCAGCUGGGAUCCCAAUUUCUGGCUGAGGGUCAGCAGUAGCUGUAGGAUCUCUGCUUGUAACAGAUUCAGAAACAAAGUUAACUAAAUCACAAUUCAACUUUAUUAUAAAAUUAUAAACCAAACUUCUGUACCAAAACUAGUAAGUUGAACUGUCGUAGUACCAGAGGAUUUAAUAGUGAAUAACAUGCCCUUUCAAGUAGAAUAUUAAGUUUUAAAAUCUUUAAACAAUGUACAGUGUACAUAAAGCACAUAAAUAUUUCCAUUUACUUUAUUAGUUCAGAACAUUAUAUUCCUUUGGAUCAUUAAUCAGUUUCCUCCAGGUUUUGAUUUUCCUUUAAAAAUAACUCACUCAUAUCCAUAAGUAGAGAAUCCAUUUUUACAAGGGAAACAAGAAGAGUCCUCCCUUCACAAAGCACAUUUUGGAAUUCAGGGUGGUUGGAUCUUCUCAUCCCUAAAAUUUCAGGCAUUACCUGCAGCUUGAUUUAACUGCUGUAGAAAAUAAGCCUACCCUCUACAAGGAAAGCACAUCUGUCCAUAGGGGAAUCAUCUUCCUGCUACAUUCCCCCAGCCCUGAGUUUACUGAAAAAUACGACAUGAAUUUUCACAGUGGAUUUCCUCAAAGAGGCUGUUCAGCACAUGGUGUAUUCCUGCAGCUCCUCCAGGUCCCAGUGCUCUCUCCAGAGCAAACAGAGUCACUUCUUACCUGCCCUUUCUCUGUCAGGAUGCACUGACUUGUUCACUUUGUUCUCCUGCUGGAUCUGUUCAACCUUCAGAUUAAAGAACAGCCUGACCUGGGACAGAGGUAGGACUCAGAAUGCUGAGUUCAGUCAGCAGCAGCUGCUGCAGUUUUGUGGAAUUCUGAGAUCAGCUCAGUGAGAGAUUCCUGGCUCCCUCCUGCUGCCUCCUGAGCCAUGGAUUUCUCAUCCCAGGUGCUCUUUUGGCUGCAGCUCCCAGAGCAAAGACCCUGCAGCUGAGCUGCUGCUGCUGGAACUGCCCCUGUGCAGAGCACAGCAGGUCCGUGUGCUGCUGCCAGCACUGCCACUGCCCAGGAGCUCUGCUGCUGUCCCUCAGCUGCACUUCAGUGCCCCAGGAGCUGAGGGUGUCACUGCAGAGCCCCUCUGCCUUUGUGCCGGUCCCUGCUGGCAGCCAGGCUGGAGCACAGAGCCAGCCCUGGCCCAGAGCAGCCAGGACAGCCUCAGCUGCCCUGCAGGGAGGGCACAGUGCCCUGCUGAUGGACCCUGAGGGGAAAAUACACCAGUUAGUCACCUCCAGCAGGAACUGCCAGACUACUCCUCUAGCAAGUCUCCUCCAGCUGAGCACAGUGCCAGGAGAGCUGUCAGGGAUCAGGCCACAGCCUCUCCCCACCCUCACCAGCAGAAAGGACAAAACUGCUUUUGGUAAGCAGUGCAAGGUAACAGAACUGUGAAACAGCCCUGGGGAGGAUGGGGGAAGCUGAUCUGCAGUGGAGAUUGCUCAUGGAGCCAAGGGAGACAAAGGCUUUCUUCCAUUAGUCCCUUCUAAAAAAAGAAAAAGUCACCUGUACUUAAAUAUGAUUGUGUAGCAAUGCAGUCCUCACUAUGCAGCUCUGUGGUUCCUCACUAAAGCCUGGGCAAGACUCAAGCCGUGGAUUUACAGCUCCAUGGUCAAGUGGGGGCAGUUCAGUCUGAGCCCCACCCCUGGCACGUGCUGUGAAGUCAAAGUCGACAAAAACAAACCAGAAACCUCCCUCUGGCACAGAAACAAAAACCCAGCAGACAGGGCAAGGCUGAGCCUUCCCAGCCUCCCUCCCCGACAGUUUUCAAUAAUACAAAGACAACCUUGAUACAAAAUUACACAUUUUUCCACAAUUGCACUAGGCUGGAAUUAGGGAAAGCAGGGAGGGUCUGCCUGUCCUGCAAGCACAACAAUUUUACAUUAAAUUUAAAAAAAAGUUAAAUUAACAAGCACAGUGAGAUUUUAAUCUUCGAAAAUCAAGUUGUUGCUGGGCAGAGCCUGAGCAGCAAAACAAAGGACACUUUUUGAGACCCCAGUUCACUUUAUUAUUCAGAGGGAAAUACAAAGCCUCUGGAGCUGAUCUUCCUGGUGGAAAGCUGGGCAUCCAUCUGUCCUCAAACGAUCCUAGGAUGGAGGUGGUUAAUGAUUGCUGGCAAUGAGCUCCAAGGAGUCCAGGCACUGUGGUGUAAAGCACGAUGCUGCGAUGAGCAGAGCCGGGCACGGCUUGAGCAGAGCACUUUCCCCAGGCUUCCUCUUUCCCUCUUGCAGCAGGGUCCACACUAAUCAAGGUAGCUGUUGGCAGGGAUGUUGGCCCUU
Passer montanus (Eurasian tree sparrow) is the source of this 5850-nucleotide messenger RNA. It is a transcript of the gene LIG3, whose product is annotated as DNA ligase 3. Lineage: Eukaryota; Metazoa; Chordata; Aves; Passeriformes; Passeridae. The record is from RefSeq and is a predicted model, not a curated record. Bases 167 to 3091 code for a protein of 974 amino acids. Gene Ontology annotation, molecular function: DNA ligase (ATP) activity; DNA binding; zinc ion binding. The transcript has 21 exons. Gene Ontology annotation, biological process: mitochondrial DNA repair; DNA recombination; double-strand break repair via alternative nonhomologous end joining. Gene Ontology annotation, cellular component: DNA ligase III-XRCC1 complex.